This is a messenger RNA of Rhineura floridana, 15553 nucleotides long. Its product is annotated as golgin subfamily B member 1-like. Bases 284 to 15025 code for a protein of 4913 amino acids. The record is from RefSeq and is a predicted model, not a curated record. Lineage: Eukaryota; Metazoa; Chordata; Lepidosauria; Squamata; Rhineuridae. Gene Ontology annotation, cellular component: Golgi apparatus. The transcript is spliced from 30 exons.
CGUCGAUUGGCUGUGCUCUUGCCUUCGUACGCGGUGACGUGUUCUAGGCUUGCACGUACACGCGCACCGCCGUCGCGGCGAAACUCCUGGUCCGGCCAGCGGCGCCGCUGAUGUCGGGAUGACCAUCCCGGCUGGAUUAUGGGCUACCUGGUCGAGAAGCAGUUGGCGACGCGGCCUGUAAGAACCGGCCUCCCCACCUAGGCUGCUCUUCUCGGCUCUCCCUGAGGGGGGUGAGCGUACUCCAGGCUCCCUCCCCCCCUUUUCCGUCAGCCAUCUUAAAACUAUGUGGAAAUGGGGCAGCGGAGAUGAUUCAGCUCCUAAAUCUGGAGCUCAUGGCACAUCUCAAACAGCAAGCAUGUCAGUGACCGAUUUGACUGAACAGCUGGUCCAAACUGAACAGCUGGUAGCACAACUCAAAGAACUUGUCAAGGAAAAGGAUAAUGAGUUACGCCAUAAAGAGCAACAAUUAAAGGAAGAAAAAGAAGCUUCUGAAGCCAAGAUUUCCAAAUUAAAGCUGCAAAACAAAGCCAAAGUAACAUCCUUAACAUCACAGUUAGAGGAAUUUAAAAAGCAAGUAUCAGGAGCUAGAACCCAAGAAGGAAAACCAGAGCAAAAGAAAGGGUAUAGAGAUAGUGAUCAGGAAAAUGCUGCUGCAAGUCGUGGAAAAAUAUUGGUACUUAAAAAGAAACUUGAAGAACUGGAAAUACAGAACGCUCAAAGAAAUGAAGAGUUACAGAAAAAGAUUGCUGAACUGGAUGCUGCACAUCAACGAGGGACUGAAAUGGAUGCCAUGCUUGCUGAGAAGCAAAAGAAAUUAGCUGAAAAGGAAGCCUACAUAAUUGAUUUACAACUAUCCUGUGGAUCAACUAAUGAUGCCAGAGAAGUACUAAUCCAUAACACUGAAUUAAAGAAUCAACUUUCCACAAAGGAGGCUUCAUUGCAGAGUAUGCAACUCUUAGUGCAGAACCUUACCAAGAAGGUUGGAGACAGUGAAGAAAGGUGUAGUGUCCUCCAAGAACAAAUUGAAAAUCUUAAAAGUAUUCAGAGUAAAGAGAAGGAACACUUCCAGGAAAGAGAAGCAAUGUAUACACAAAACAUCUGUAUGUUUCAGAAUAUUAUCCAGGAAAAGGAAAAAGAGCUGAUGGGACUGGCUCAGAAACACGAGCAAGAACUGUUUAAACUGGCUGCCAAAUCUGAUGCUAGUGCUGAUCUAGAACAGUUACUGAAAGCCUUGAAACAGAAGCUGCAUGAAAAGGAAGAAGUCAUGCUAGGAAGGACACAGGUGAUAGUCAUGUUGCAACAAGAACUGGAUGGAAAAGAUGAGCAGCUAAAAGAAGUCAAUGAACACCUGAAUCGCCUUCAGUCAGAGAAAGAUAACCUCCAGUCCAAGCUAGAUGCAGAAAAGCAUGUAAUGCGAGCCCAGCUUAGAGACAUGUUGGAAAAACAAGAGAUUGAAAUGAAAAAAGUGAGAGAGAAACAUAAUGCAGAUACGAAGAAGAUCCAAGAGAAGCAUGAAACUGAGCUGCAGGAGAAACACCAAGCCCUGCUUCAACUUCAGCAACAAAUGGAGAAAUUAAGUUCCAGUGACCAAAGUAAAUUGGAGCAAGUUGUUGACAUAGAUGCUGCAAUUAAACAGAAGUUGGAACAUCUAGAAGCUCAAGCAAAACUAAAAACAGAAGAGGCCAGCAAAUCUGAAGCUAAGUUCCUUAAGAUAAAAGCCUGGUCCAAAUCCAGAAUCAGACAGCUUGAAGAUGAGCUUAAAAAUGCUGCAUCAGUGAAUAACAAUGUAACUGCCUUACAUGACCGGAUUUCAGAAUUAGAAAAGGAAAAAGAAGAUCUACAAUCUACACUGCAAGCAUUUUCUGAACUUAAAGCUCAAAAUGAAGAAUUGCUGGGUAAGCUGGAAGUCUAUGAAGAGCAGCAGCGAAAAUUGCAAGCAGACCUUGAACAAGUUACGAAGAGGGCAGCUUCACAGGCUAGUGAAUCUGGCAGUGUGGAUGAGCUGCAGAGUCAGCUUUUGGAGUGGCAAGAAAUUGUAACUGAGUCUGAGGAUGCACACAGUCAAAUCAGAGAGGAGAAAUCUGCAAUGGCUCUAAGAAUGGCACAAAUUGAAGAGGAGAGAGAAGAACUGAUUGAGGAUGACUGGUUCUUUCCUGGCUGCUCUGAUCCAGCCAUAGUCUCGGGGCAGCAGGAGCUGGAGGAGGAACUGGCCACAGUUCAAGGGAUUGGCAGAAUGCAACCAGACAGAAGAAAGGCUGCCCAGUCCAGCAGGAAACUCCAGGAAGACUAUGGCUUCGAUGGAAAACAGUGCUAUGAAGAAUUGAAUGUCACCUUGGAUAGCACUGAUUCAGCUGAAGGAGAAAACAUGGGAGGUUGGUGGCCAGAGUACAGUUCCCCUCAUACAGGUUUACGGACUGUAGUGGAAGAGUUAGAAUUGGAAAGAAAUCAGUUGCAAGAACAAAUUCUCUUCUUGGAAGAACGUUGCCGGGAUUUGGAAGAUAGAUUGCAGCUCCAAAACAGAGUGGAAGCUCUACAGGUGGCAUUUGGUGCAGAGGAAGAAGGGCAGCUAUUGAGGGCUGUACAGAAUGAAAACGAUCGUUUACAAAUCCAGCUUACACAGCUGCGCAGCCAGCAAGCACGUGAUACAGAAAAACACCAAGUUCUUGUUUCCAAUUUAAAUGAACAACUUAAAGGGUUAAAUGAAAGAAAUGGUUUGCUUGAAACUUUGCUUGGGGAAAAGGAGCAGAAGCUUUCAAGUAUAGCAGAAAAGCUAGAACGAAUAGAAGACAUGAGAAAUUCACUUCAAGAGAGAGAUCUUCUGAACAAAGAACUAAGUGAAAAGCUAUUGCAGAGUGAACAGAAGCUGGAAGAUGCCUUGAAGAAGUGCAAUACUUACGGAGCAGAGUGUGCAGAACAGAAAACAAUAAUCAACGAUCUAACAGAGAAAAUGGCUGCCUUUAAAGAAAAGACUGUGAAACAGGAUGCUGCCAUGGAAUUAAUGCGACUAGAUCUUGAACAGACAAAUGAAGAACUUGACAGAUUAAACACUAGCCAUUUAGAAGAGAGAUCUCAACUCAUUCAAGAUCUCCAGAGACGUGAAAGAGAAAUUGAUAACCUCAGAGAGAUUUUAGCUGAGAAAGACAAAGAAAUUUCUUCUCUUUCUUCCAAUAUGACUGAGUAUUCUGAGCAGAUUAAUAUUCUGAAGCGCCAGAUCAAGUGCAAAGAGGAUGAAAUACGAGAAAUGGAAGAAGCGCUGUCGAAGGCUGAAAGGGAAGCCCAGCUGCUGAAAGAUAUACAAACAGCAGAUGUAAAAGAUGCAAGCACAAAGUUUUCGGAACUUUCUGAGCAGUUAAGUGCAAUAGAAUCAGAGCUGGCAAAGGUGAAAGCUGAAAAUGAGUCUAAAACCAAAGAAAAUGAGGAACUGGUUAGGCAAAUCAAAGAAACCAGCCAAACAAUUAAACACCUUAAUUGUGAAAUCAAGACUCGUGAUGUUACUUACAAUAACAAACUCAUGGAGUAUGAGUCACAAAUUAAAUUGCUUAAAGAACAAAUAAUUAAAUCAACUGAAAAACUGCAAGAAACAGAGAUAAAAUGUAGGGAGGAAACAGACCAUCUCAAAUCCCAGCUUGAUGAACAUAUCUCUGCAAAGGAGAAAUUGAAUACCUUGCUGAAAGAGAGAGAGAACAAAGAACAAAGUUUUGAAAAUGAAUUGAAAUCAGUGAAAGAUUUGCACAAUCAGCUAAUUUUAGAAAAUGCUCAAAAAGAUGGAGAUUUGGCUAAUUUGUCCACACAAGUUGCUAAACAUACUGAGCAUUUAGAAAUUGCCAAAAAAUCCUUACAAGAAAAAGCAGAGAUCAUAAUAUCUUUAAAAGACAAGCUUAAAGUUCUGGAGCAACAAAGUGUAAAGGAAAAGCUUAAGUUAGUUGGAGAACUGGAUAUCAAGAAAACACAGUGGAAAGAAGUUAAAAAUGAGCUACAUGAAAAAUGUGAAAUAAUUAACAAGAUGGAAACAGAAAGUCAAACUAACAUCCUGACAAAUAAGCAGUUACAGGCAGCUCUUGAGCAGAAAGAAAAAGAUUUUGCAGGCCAGCUUAAAGCCAAUGAAGAUCUCAGAAAUGAGGUCCGUACCAUGGAGAAAGAGAAGCAACAGCUAAUAAGUGAGAAUGAGAGUUUGUCUAAAUUACUGGACGUGAAAGAGUGUGAACUGUUGAAGCGUGCUCAAUCCAUGGCAGAAAUGGAGAGUAAGAUGUGUGCCAAUGCCACAGAAAAUCAAAAAAUGCUUUCAGAGGUCAGCCGUGAUAAAGAGACUUUAAGAAGCAAGGUGGAAGAACUCUCAGAUCUUGUAAAGCAAAAAGAAAAUUCAGUCGCAGAGCGGUUGCUAGAGAAAGAAAAGGAAUGUGGUAUAUUAGCUGAUGAGCUCUCGAAAAGCAGAGAGGCGACAAAACAGUUUCAUGAAGAAGUGCAAUCAUUUGGCACUCAGUUGAAGGAUGCUAAAAACAAAGAGCUGGAAAAAGAAGCAAUGCUGAGCCAGAAAGUGUUGGAGUAUAAUAAAAUGGUCCAACAGCUCAGUCAGGGGGAAGAAAAACUAUUAUCAUUGCAGAAACAAGUGGAAGACCUAGAAAAGAAGCUUAAAAUAAAAAGCAAAUCUAUAGAAGAAGGAAAAAGGCAUAACGAUGCCUUAUUUAAGCAAGUAGAAGAAAAGCAGGUUAAUAUGAUCACGUUAGAGAGAGAAAUAGAAAGACUUAAGGGUGAUAACAUACUGUUAUCUCAUCAGGUUGAAGAAAAAGACUCUGUUCUAUUAUCUCAAGGACUAGAGCUUGAGGAUCUUCGCAGGCAGAUUGCCAAGAAAACAGCAGAAUGUGCAGCAUUAAAUGAUCAGUUGGCACUAUUAGUCAAAGAAGUGGAUGUUUUGAAAUAUGAAAAGGAUAGUGCUUUGGCUAUUUGCACCAAAAGAUCAAAUGAAUGUGAUGCUUUUCAGCAUCAGUUAACACGGCUUCAGUGUGAAAUUGUGUCCACAAAACAUGAAGCUCAUAUGUUGAAAUUAGAAAAUGAAAAACUGAAAGCAGAUAUUGAAACAGUGACUGCUACAUUAAUGAAAAAUUGUGAAGGAAUAGUUCCGUUAAAUGCACAAUUUUCUCAGCAAAGUCAUAAUAUUUUAGCUUUUAUGGAUCAAACUGAUACCUUAGUCAGUGAAAUAAAAACAUUAAAAAGCAGUUUUCAUGAAAAAGAGGCUCUCCUUUCCCAGAGGGAAGCUUUGAUUCAGCAAAUGAAAGAAAACAAAGAUGCAGGUGACAAGCAGCAUUUGCAGAUGAUUUCAGAUUUGCAAAGCCAAAUACAGGUUCUAAAUUGUGAAGCUAGUCAACUUAGGCAGGAAGUGCAACAGAAAGAAAAUAAAUUGAGGAAGCAGGACCAGGAGUUAAAAUUACUUAAAGAUAAAUCUGAGGAAUCGGAUCUGCUUAGAGUUCAACUGUCUGAGAACAUGCAAACAAUUUCUGAUCUUCAGUGUCAGUUUAAGAAUAUGAUAGAAAACACUGAAGUAUUAAGUAAGACAAUUACAGAGAAAGAUACUUUUUUAAAACAAAAAGAGCAGGAGUGUGUUAAUUUGCAAGCAUGUAUUUCUGAAACUUCCUGUAUGCAGCAGAAACAUUUAGAGUCGAUCACAACUGAAGCAGAACGAUUAAAAGCAAUUGUUUUAGAGAAAGAGUUGCUGAUUAACAAUAUUUCAUUACUUAACAAUAAGUUGAAGGCUGAACUUCAAGAAAAAGAGAGUGAAUGUGAGACUUUGAAGAAGCAAGUUACAGAUGUAGAAGAAUUAAACUUGAGUCUAAAAAAGGAAAUAAGUGAUCAGAAUAAAUUAAUAAAUGACAUUAGCCAAACACUAGCAGAAAAAGAGGGUUCACUUUUGGAUAAUGCCAAUCUUGUAAAAACACUGGGAGAGGAACUAAAAAUAAAUGAAGAAAAGUCACGGAUGGUUUCUGAACUUCAUGAUCAAAUGAAUGGACUGAAUCAAGAAAUCCAAAAGUUACAAGAACUAGCCCAGGAAAAAGAAAAAGCUUUCUUAGCUUUGCAGGACAAAUUUGCUGCUCAGUAUGAACAAAGAAGUGAACUUAGUGCUUCUCUGAGUAAAAAAAAAGAGUUUAUUGCUGGCUUACUUAAUUCUUUAGAUCAGAAAGAUAUCAGUGUUCAACUAGCAGAAAGCAAUGUUCGGGCUCUUACUAAUGAGAUUGAGCUGCUUAGAGAAGAGUUAGAAAAAAGUGCUGCUAUACGAAAAAAGCUUUUGCAAGAGAAGGAUGAAAGCAUUGCCAUUAGCCAGAAGAAAACCGACUCUUUGACAGUUGAACUUGAAUCUGUAAAAUCAGAGCAUCAGAAAGCAUUGGAACAAGUUGAUUUAUGGAAGCAAAAUGUUCAACACAGAGAGGGAGCUCUACAGGUUGCACAGGAAAAAUGCACUGAACAGGCUAAACAUAUUGAAUAUUUAAAUUCUGAGUUCAGUGCUGUAAAUUUGAAAUCUUCCCAAGAAUGCCACAGCCACACUCUUUCAAUAGAAAAAUUGCAACAGCAGGUAGAUUCUUUAAUUAAGGAUAAAAUUAUUUUACAAGAGAAGUAUGAUAAACUAAGUGUAGAAAACAUAGAGCUUGUUAAGUACCAGAACCAAUUACAGCAGCAAUCAAAAGAGCUACAAGAACUUCAUGAAAAAUUAGAAGCCAGUGAGAAUGAAUCGCGAAUGCACCAACGUGCUGUCACUUUGCAGCUGGAGAAUGAGAGAGAGCAGUUGCAGAUGCAGGUUAGUGUGAAGGGUGAAGAAGCUGGUGAAUUAAAGGUUAAGGUUGAAAAGCUAGAACAAAGCCUUCUUUUGUCAGAAAACAGAUGGGUGACAGAACUUGCUAGUGCGACUCAGCAGAAUGAAAUUAAUCUUGAGCAGCUGAGCAGUUUGGAAAGGGAAAUAAAAUCAAAAGAUGCUCAAAUUCAAUCUUUGCAGCAAGAACAGGAUAUUAUUAAAAAAGAAUUGUCCAAACACCUGUCUGCAUUGAGUAGUAGGUAUUUCAUCAAAGACAGUGAUAGUGAUGCUGCUCAGCAAGUAACUGAAAGUAAGAUUGUAUUGGAAAAAUUCUCUACUCUGAUAGAUAGGAUUCUCAGCAAAGAAGUAGAACUGCAACAGACCAUUUUACAGAGGGAGAAAGACGUACAUCACUUGAAUAAUCAGUUGGAAAGUGUGCUGUCCCUGAGGGAAGAAAAAGAGUUAAUGCAGAAUGAUUUUAAAAAGGUCAAAGAUGCUAACCAACCUGAAAUUGAAUAUUUGUUAAAUGAACUGAGUUCUGCUAAGGAUACAUUACGUAGGCAGCAAUCUGUCUGUGAAGAAAGGGACACUGCAUUAACAAAAACAAAGAAGCAGGUUGCGUUUCUCCAGGAAAAGAUAAACAAAUUAGAAAAAGAACUUAAAAGCAGUUACAAGACACUGAAUAUCAAAUAUCAAGAAGCAGCAAAACUUUUAGAAGAACUAGAACACAAAAACCAGAUGAUAGAAAACUUAAAUUCCCAAACUAAGCAACAGAAGGAUUUAAUUACUUCUCUAAGCCAGCAGUUAAAAGAAAAGGAUUACUCAGUUACUCAAGUCAUGGAAUCCAUGUCUAAUGAAAUGGUAAAAUUUUCCGAGGAGAAAAAUGUGCUUGCCACCCAGGUGCAGCAACUGGAAGCCAUAAGGAAUAGCAUGAAUGAAGAGGCAAAUAUAUUAUCACAGCAAGUAGAAGAAUGUAAGAAAGAACUUGAACUCAAUCAAAUUGUGCUGACUGACAAAGAAGCUACAAUUAAAGACUUGGUGAGUGAGAAGGCACAGCUAAAUAUUGCUUUGGAAAAAUUAAAUCAAGAAAAAGAAAAUCUGAAUAAGAAGCUCCAGGCAGCCUUGCUACUUAGAAAGGACUUAAUUCGGAAGCUUGAGAAGCUUGAAAAGCAUGGCCAAGAAGAUUCACGAAGAGAGUUUAAAAAAACACAAGAUUUGCUGGAACAAAUUGAUGAAUUAGCAAAGCAGGUUAAAAACGCUGACGCUCACAACAAAGAUCUUGUAUCCCAACUUGAAGGACUGAAGAAACAAUUGUUAGUGAAAGAUGCCAAAAUAAAUGAAAUGAGUAAAAUGUUAUCUGCCAAGGCAACACACCUGGACCAGCUACAGAAAGAUGUUACAGAAUUCAAAGCUACCAUUGCUGAACAAAAAAGUAUGUCUGAUAAGAAAUUAAUAGAAAUACAGGAAAAAGAUUGUCUGCUUGCACAAAUGCAAUCUGUGCACAGUGAGAAAGAGAGAAUGUAUGGAGAGGAAUUUUCUCAACUUUUCUUAACCAUAGAAAAUCUGAAAUCUGAAAUAUCAAAGAGAGAUGACACAUUCAAGGAAAUGAAUGGAUCAGAAUCUACCUUAAAAAUUGAAGGCUCCUGUAGUGACAGUACACACCAACCUGAUGAAAUUAAUCCAGUAACUCAGCUGGAGAAAGAUAAGGAAAUCCUGCAAAAGAAACUUAAGGCACUGCUUGUGGCCCGUAAAGAGAGCACUAAAACAAUUCAGAAACAAAAGGAAGAACAUGCUAAGCUACUAGCAGAAUUUGAUGAACUAACAAAAGACUUUGAGCUCAUGAAAGAUGAACAUAAAGUACUCCAGGAGAUUCAUCAGAGAAAGUGUAAAGAAUUUGACUCCAAUGUAUUGCUUUUAUGUUCUCUGCAGACAAAGCUGGAGGCUCAUACAUCUCUUCAUCACAAUGAAAAUGCAAAGCAGAAGACAUUUGAGUCAGAGGAGCUAAAUACAAAGACUGAUAUUAGGAUACAAGAAUCAGAAAAGAAUGUAAGCGCGAUAGCAAUGGAAGAGACUAAGAUGAUGAAAUUUCACAGUAACUAUGCCAGAUUUAUGGAAGAGGGAAAAAAGGUCAAGGAAGAGUUAAAAAAGAAGUCAGUUGAACUUGAUGGAAAAGAACAAGAGGCAGUGAAACUGAAGGUCUCUGUUGAACAACUGGAACAGCAGUAUAAGCAAGACAAAGAGAAUAUGCUGACUGAGCGAAUUCGGCUUCAGCAACAGCUAGAAACAUAUAAAAAUGAAGUGAUUGCUGUUAAAACUAUGAUUGAAACUGUGAAUAAUGAAAAGGAUCAGCUCCAUAAAAAAAGUGAAGAAGAUCACCUGAUCAGUCUGGAAGAAAUUGAACAUUUGAAGCUUGAUGUUCAACAAGCCAACAUGCAAAUUUCAGGAAAAGAUGAAGAGAUCAAAUAUUUACACAAUUCCCUUAAGGAUCUCAAAGGCAAGUUUGAUCAUGGAAAGGAAAUAAUGAAAGAAGUUACACAGUUACAACAAAGUUUACAAGAAAGUCAAGAAGAAACAAAACAUUUUAAAACUGUGUUGGAAAAAGUGAGAGAAGAGAGAGAAGAAUUCAUAAGCAACCUAGAGAAAUCAAAUAUGGAAUUACUAAAUAUGAAAGAGGAGUUAAGACAUGCAAGUGAAGAAAACAAGCAACUUUUGAUGGAGUUAAAUAUGCUGCGUGAGAAGGUUUUACCAGUGGUACUAUGUGUGGAAGGUAGAAGAGAGGACACAAAAACUAUGCUGCUGCAAUCAGAUACUAUGCUGGAGAACAGAGUUGAAAGUACAGAGCAGUCUAGCUCAUUGCAAGAUGUCACUUGCAGAGAGAGAGAGUCACUGGAUGUGACUAACACAGAAAGAGUGACAUUAAUAAAAAGAGCAGGUGAUCAAUAUCAGCAACCAACAGAAAUGCCUCGGGAACAGAUGGGGGGAAAUGUAAAUGGAGGAAGCUUUCAACCCCAACUGCAGAAGUAUGAUGCUGAAGAAAAAAUCAGAGAACGUCUCCAAAGAAAGCUCCAAGCUGCUUUAAUAUCACGUAAAGAAGCACUGAAGGAAAACAAAAUUCUUAAAGAUCAAAUGGAGUUACUAAUUUUGGAAAACAAAGAAUUAAUUGAUAAGGUUCACACUCUUGAUCAUCUGAUGUCUGAGAUGAGUAGAGAAAAACAAGAUUUGAAUACUGCAUUGUAUAAAGAGGAGACUCUUGUGGCAGAAAAUGCUAGAUUGUUAAUUGAGAAUGAAAAUCUUACUGCUGCAUGUGAGAGUCUAAAGUCUACUAUGGAAACCAUAGGCCAGGAGAAGGAAGCUUUUUCUUUUCAGUUGAAUUCCUUAAAAGAUUCUCAGACAGUUGAAUUAACAGGUUGGAAAGCUAAACACAGUGAAUUAAAGCAGGAAUAUGAGUCUCUUCUUCAGGCCUAUGACAAUAUUAGUAGUAAAAUAGCAGAAAUGAGGCAAACUAUUGAUGUCACUAAAAAAGAAAAGCAGGAAGCUCUUCACAAAAUAAAUGAGAGAGAAUCUGAUAAACAGGAACUUAAGGAGCUGCUUCAAAAAGCAACUGAUGAAAAUGCAGAAGUUAAGGAGCAACUAAAACAUUUAGUUGAAUCUAAACAGAAGGAAAUCAGUGAACUGAAGAUUGAAGAAGAAAAGCAGGCAUCUGAACUUAAGUUGUGCUUGGAAAAAUAUCAAAAAAAUAUUGAUGAAUAUGUUCUUCAGAACAAGCAACUAACAGAGGAAAAUGAGCAAUUAAAAGAAGCUUCUGCAAUCUUAAAACGAACCUUGGAAAAAGCACAGAAGGAAAACAAGGAGCUUGAUAAGGAUUUUAGUCUAGCAAAAUCUGCUCUGGGGGACCUUCAAACACAGUUACAACUGGACAAUAAUGCGCAAUCCAAGAUAAGUGAUUCUCUCAGUGAGAGAGAGUCGUUAUUAAAACACAUUCACUUCUUAAAUGAAGGGAUUUUGGGAAAAGAGAAAAGAAUGCUGAUCUUGGAGCAAGAGAACAACAUUAUAUUAGAAAGGUUAAAAGAUGCUGAAGAAUGUCUGUAUCAGAAGAAAAGCUCUUUAUCAAUGUUAGAAAACGAUUGUAAAAUUCUUAAUAGGGAGAUAAUAAGUCUUGGUGAAAGAAUUAAAAUAUUAGAGGAUGACAAAUGCCUAUUACAGGAAGAAUUAGAAAAUGUUCAAGAAACAUCUUACAAAGUAAAAAAUGAGAGAGAAUUUUUGGAGACAGAGUUGCUCAAUCACAUCAAAAAAUUGGAUCAAACAACAGAGAGAUUGAAAGCCACGCAGGUACAAAACAGCUUGCUUGCACAGCAGUUAGAAGAUUUAAAAGCAGAGAAAUACAGCACAAUUAGAGAAAAAGAAGAACAGCAACUGCAUCUGGUCAGAGUAUUUGAAGAAAAAGUGAAAACUGCUCAGAGAGACAAUAAUGGGGCGAAGAACAAAACAAAAGAAUUACAAGAACUUUUGAAGGAAAAACAACAAGAGAUUAACCAGUUGCAAAAGGAUUCUAUUAAAUACCAGGAAAUGAUUUUAGACUUGGAAAAAUCUGUGAAAUUGUCACGUUUAAAAAGUGAAAAAAUUGAGAAAGAUUUAAACAAUGCUGAAGAAAAACUUACCAAAUCAAAUGAAGAGCUGCAAAAGCUAACUGAAAAGCUCUGUUUAUGGAAAUCUUUGCUGGAUGAGUCUAAGGCUGAAAUAGAGCAGCUUGCAAAAGAGAACCUAAAUAGUAAAAAGGAACUUAAAAAGAAAGAAAACCAAAUAUUUAAUCAAAAGAAAGAAUAUGAGAGUCAACUGGAGUUCAGCCUUCAGCAGCUAAAAGCAACUUGCCAAAGAGAAUGGCUAAACUUGGAAGAAAAAUAUAAUUCCCUUCAAAGAGAGAAAGAGACUAUUCUUGGUGACAACCAUCUGUUGCAAGAAGAAAUUGGCAUUAGAGACAUUCAGAAUAAGAACCUUCAGACUGAAUUGAAUGAUACCUUAGCUAGACUAGCAGCUUUUGCCAAGUGUAUGUCUUCCCUUCAAAAUGACAGGGACAGAGUCAUUGGUGAAAUGAAAACCUGGGAAACACAAUUCAAAGAAGUUAUUGAAAAUAAGCAGCAACAGAUAGAGGCCAGUAAUGUAACAAUAGCAUCCUUACAAAAAGAAAUAAAGAUAAAAAUGGUUCAAGUUCAAGAACUGGAGCUCAAAAGUUCUAUGCUGGAAGAACCUCAGCAUGCAAUGCAGGUCUGUGUAGACUCACACAAUUUUAAUGAGCUUUCUAGAAUAAAGGCAGAGAAUGUCAUUCUACAGGACAGACAACAUGAGUUGGCAACCGCUCUGCAGUCAAAAGAAGAUUCUUUGCAGGCACUGCUUAAAGAAAAAAAAUCUUUUAACCACCUCAUAAAAAAUAAUAAUACUAUAGAAAAGGACAUGGAAGCAUUGAGAAAUAAUUUGACAACCAAAGAAUGGGAAAUGCAGCAACUUCUAUUGGGAAAAAGCGAGAUAAAAGCUGAACUGGAAAAACAAGUUGCCAUUUCUGACCAAAUGAAAAUCAUGCUAAAUAGGAAAGAUAUGGAAAUUUUGCUUUUAAUUUCAUCAAAGGACCCAGAAGUUUCUGAAUAUCUCACUCAAAUACAAACUCAGCAUAGAGAGCAGGUUGCAGAAUGUGAUCAACAGAUAAAGAGCCUGCAGGCAGCCAAAGACAAAUCUGAUGAAACUUGUCUAAGGAUGAAGAAUGAGUUCAGAAAUCUUCAGAUGAAAGCUGACAAAGCAGUUCAAGACAGGGCUGAGAUUGCCAGUGAAAUUGAUGCCUUUAAAAAGGCAUUGUCAUCUCUUCAGAAUGACAGAGAUUCCCUGCUUUCUAAACAUAAAAAUCUAGAGCAUGAACACAGAGUUAUUUUAUGUGAGAAAGAGAGACUUGUAGCUGACAGUGCUAAUGAAAACAGAUCUCUGAAAAAAGAAUUAAGGAAGCUCCUAAAUCAGAUUGAUGAUCUUCAUUCUGAAAAUGCAAUGCUCACUGCACAACUCAUAAAAUAUAGGGAAGAUCUGAACCAAGUUUUAUCACUAAAAGAUAAUCAGUUGAAAGAAUUACUUACACAGAAACUGGAAAGCAUUAAGAAUCUUGAGCAGGAAAAACUUGAACUUCAGAAAAAGCUGAAAGAAUUGCAACUGACUAUGAAAGUGCAGGAUGAGAGCAUAGGAACUCUACAACAGGAAAAUAAAAAAUUAAUGUCAAAAACUCACGACUUAGAGAUUCUGAUUGCUUCAAUAAACAAGAAAAGGUUAGCUUCUGAAUCCAGAGAGAAAUCUCCAGGUCACAAUGGCGAUAGCCUUGAUCAGAAGAAAGGACUUGCUGUCAGCCACCAUUUUGAAGAAAAUGUUGAGAAAAGAUUACAAGAAUUCCAGCAUGUGGUUGGCAAACAUACAAAAGAUACAGAAGAGAGAUACCAUGAGAGCAUUUCAGCUUUGGAACAUGAUGCUAAGUUAUUGGAGAAUGAAGCUAUUGAAUUGCCACAUAAGAGAUUGUUGGAAAUUCAGAUUCAGAAUAAAGAGCUAAGAUCUCAAAUUGAAUCUUUUGGAAAAGCUAUGACAGCUCUGCAAGAUGAUAGGGAGAGAUUAAUUGAGGAUUUCAAGGUACUUCAGAGCAAAUAUACUUCUGAACUCAGAUAUGAAAAAAGUAGAGCAGACAAACUUGAAACUGUGUUUAGUGACUUCAAAUCCAAUGUUCUCUGUCUGCUGAAAGAAAAUGCCCUCUUGAAUCAGGCAUCACUGGAAAAUGAAAGCAAGUUCACUCUCGACCAGCUUACUGAUGAACUUGAAAACCUGUGCAAGCUGUUAAAUACCCGAAACCUUGAAAUUAGCAGACUCUCAACGGAGUGUGAGAAUUAUGCUCAGCAGAUGGAUGCCUUUUCCAAGGCUAUGGCCUGUCUUCAAGAUGACAGAGACAGACUUCGGCAGGAACUCUGCAAACUGAGAGUAAUGCAUGAAGCUAAACAGGGCACAAGUUUGAUUUCCGUACCCUCUGACUACAUCAGUGAGAUUAGUUAUCUUAAGCAUAAUUUGGAGAGUCUUCAAAUGGAUAGGGACAGAAUGGUUAAAGAAGGAGCUAAUCUUGCAACAGCUCAGGUAGCAAAACUAAAAGCCAAAGUUGAUGAGCUUGAGAGAGACUUGCACCAGACAAAAGCUUUCCAAGAAGAAGCUGAGAAAGAAAGAGCCUCCUACCAGACUGAACUAGUUGAAUUGCGAAUGGAAAAAAAUGUUUUGCUGGCAGAAUCUCAAGCACUCCAGAAUCAAUUCCAGGCAACUCUUUCAGAAAAAGAACAGCAGAUUGCAGAAUUACAGAGACUGCAUCGUGAAAUGGUAUCUCAGGGAUCCAUAUCUGCUGGUAGCAAGUACCCAACCAAGGGAUUAGAAGCUGUUGCUCUUGUUGGAAGCACAGAUGUCCCUGAUCAAGUGAACCAUCUACUGGCUGAGAGGAUUCGGCUUCAAGAUGAACUCCAACGCUGCCUUCAGGAAUUGCAUCAGAGAGAGCUGCGAUUCCAGCAAACAAAUUCAAAGGUAAUGCAAGCAGUAGAAGAAAACACUGUAUUGACUGCCCAACUAAAAAACAUGUCCCAGACGUUGCGGGAUAACCAACUCCGCUAUAGUGACCUGCAGAAUCGUUACUUGCGGCUCGAAAGGGAAUAUCAAGUGCAAGUUACUUCUGUUCAAGGUACCACUCAGGGUGAAGCUCAAGCAGAAGUUCCUCCAGGCGCUCCUCAAGAAAGAGCUGGAGUUAUUGUUGAAAUAGACAACAUGGAACUCGAUGAACUCAGGAAAAGGCUUGCAGAGAUGGAGCUGCAGCAUGAUUCAACUCAGCAAACUGUAUCACAACUAAUGGAAACACUCUCAGAAGAGAGGAAUCGACGUCAAGCUGCAGAAGAGGCCCUGGGGCUCUCAGAGGAACAAAUUAAAAGGCUUGAAAUGAGUAGUUAUAGGUCAACACUUAGAGAAUAUACUGUUCAGGUGGAGUCUGAUGAGGAAAGGGAAGCUCUGAUCAUCAACGCUAAUGAACAUAUGAUAGUACGAAAGGUAAAAGGAGGAGCCCUUUCUUUCAGGAGAUGGAUUCGGGGGCGAAGUCUUUACUGCUCCAAAUUGCUGACUUCCAGAGCAAAAUCUCGCUAUCUCUUUCUCAGUUAUUUGGUGAUCCUGCAUCUUCUCGUUUUCUUGUGCCUAACAGGCAUCUUAUAAAUGCACUGAAUUUGCUGUGUGAAUUAUAUUCCUUCUAGAUAAAGGUGUGUCAAUUUGAGAUAAUGGACUUAUCACAAGCUGCUGUUACGCUAUGCACUGCACACAGUUGUAUAUAUUCUCAGUAUAACUUGUGGCUUUCCAACUUCUUCCUUAACAAGAAGUUUUAAAUGUACAUCACAGUUGCUCCAAAGUUGACUUUUGUUGCUCUUUAACAAUGGGAUAUUAUAUUUGCUAAAGAAACAGACAUUGUCUUAUCAAAACACACUACCAAGAAGCUGCUGCAAUUUGGAUGUUGGAUAUUCUUUGGGAUAUAAUGAAUGAAUACCGUUGAAUAGGUUGUAAAUGAUAUCUUUUCUAAAUAAAUUUAUUUUAACAGAGUUGAACUAUAAAUGCGGGUGGGUUAUUCUCAAAUACUGUUUUUUUUACCUCUUGAUUAUAACAAGAAGCAUACAGAGUGCAAUAGAGGAAAAAAUCUGGAAUCAUUAUGGGUUUCUCAACUUUAAAUAAACUCUUAAGAAUUGAAAAGAA